Cloeon dipterum is the source of this 4089-nucleotide messenger RNA. It is a transcript of the gene SK, whose product is annotated as small conductance calcium-activated potassium channel. Gene Ontology annotation, cellular component: plasma membrane; neuronal cell body; neuron projection. The transcript has 13 exons. NCBI's taxonomy places the organism in Eukaryota, Metazoa, Arthropoda, Insecta, Ephemeroptera, Baetidae. The record is from RefSeq and is a predicted model, not a curated record. Gene Ontology annotation, molecular function: small conductance calcium-activated potassium channel activity; calmodulin binding. Gene Ontology annotation, biological process: potassium ion transmembrane transport. The coding region runs from base 377 to 3034 and encodes 885 amino acids.
GCGCGCUCGUUCUCCUCCCUGCUGCCCCUCUCGCAAGUCAAUACGUAUGCGCGCUGCCACUCAAGUCGGCCGGCCUCUCGCAGUUUGUGCAAGCUCACAUUCCCAAAAUAUCGCGCAGCCAGCGAGCGAGCAAGCGAGCGAGUCGAGCCUGACUUUUCGCGUUGUAUUUUAUUUUGCCCUUGUUUGUGUGCCGCGCCGACCAGCCAACCGACCGACAGACCGACCGACCGACCGACCGCCGACGACCGACUUCGGGGCCCUUUUCCGUGUUUUGCCGCCGGGAAAACGACCGACCGGACGAAAAACCCGCAUGCUCAUCUCACGAAUGGAGUUACUCAUGGGAGCGUCGUCGACCGGGGUGGCUGGCUAAGCAGAGAUGACAAGCUGUGGCGCGGGCGUGCGCAGGGUCGGCUCCAGCGAGACGCUGCUGCCGUCUACAUCGGCGUCGCCGCAGCGUCAGGCCUCGUCCAGCUCCAGCCUGCUGCCGCCGUCGACCAUGGAGGCGCUGCCGUCGCCGAGCCUCACCGUGGCAGGAUGCUCGGUCGGCACCGGCGGCGCUGACGAGGUGCUGCUCAACCUCUCGGGGGUGGCCACGCCGCAGGAGGCGGCACGCUCCAUGCCCGACCUUGAGCUGCACUCUCGCCGCGCCAACGAGGCCGGUGCGCCGAUGCUGUUGCCGGCGCCCAACGCCGACGCUGUACUCGCCUGCCGACUGCGCUCCUCCCUCGCGCCGCACCCCUACGGCCGCUGCCGAUGCGAGGCCAUGCCCUUGGCGCGCUCGGCCUCCCGGGAGAGCGUCCGAAGCUCCCUUCAUCAGAACGCUCCGACCAUAAUGACAAGCGACAUUACGCUGCCGAUCGUGUUGACGCCACGCGAGCAGCACGUGGUGCCGGCGUGCAGCUCGCGCAUCAUCCGCCAGAGCUCGCAGCCCGAGUCGUCGUGCAUCCAUUGUCACCACCCAGCGCCAAGCGCCUCCCUCCGCCAACUGCGCGAACCCGGCGACGGGAUCGCGGGCAUCGCGGCCGAUUCCCUCAGGAUCAAUGGCGCCAUCCGCCAGUUCAAGCAGGGAAUUCUUCUGACACCGCAAACUCUAACCCAAGCAAGGAGAACGCGCUUCCGGAGGGCCCUAACCGACGCCAACAGCGAAACAGUCACCUACACCAAAACGUUGCGCAAGCCAACGUCGACGGCGUCCAUCCCUGGCGCGAUGAAAAACCAGUCCAGCAAAGACUCAGCGAGCGAGGAGGCCGGAAUCGCGUUGGUCGGAGUCCACUCUGAGUAUCCAAAGUACACGGAGGAGCGCAAGUCCCUGGUGCCGGGCACAGGUGGCGGCGGCGGGGGCUACGGGAACUACGGGGGCGGCGGAGGCCCCGGUAUCUUGUCGGCUGCGGGCGGUGGUUGUGCUGGCAAGCACAGCAAGCCCAACGUCGGCUACAGGCUGGGCCGACGCAAAGCCUUGUUCGAGAAACGAAAGCGCAUCAGCGACUACGCCCUUGUCAUGGGCAUGUUCGGCAUUAUUGUCAUGGUGAUUGAGAACGAACUCUCCAGUGCUGGUGUCUACACUAAGGCUACUUUUUAUUCGACCGCGCUGAAAACGCUCAUCUCUGUAUCGACUGUGAUUCUCCUCGGGCUAAUUGUAGCCUACCAUGCCCUUGAGGUGCAGGGCGUUGUAAACGAUUUUCCUGCUAGCAAAGAAUGCAAUUGCGGCAAAGUGCAUAAACCUCCGUCCACGGUCAAGCUGUUCAUGAUAGACAACUGUGCCGACGACUGGCGGAUAGCAAUGACAUGGCAGCGCAUUUCGCAAAUCUGCCUGGAGCUUGCCAUUUGUGCAGUCCACCCGAUUCCCGGUGAAUACUACUUCACAUGGACCACAAAACUAGCCAACAAGGGCGGCCAUCUCGACUCGAGGGAGGUGCCCUACGACGUCACGUUAAGUUUGCCCAUGUUUCUUCGCCUGUACCUCAUCUGCAGGGUGAUGCUGCUGCACAGCAAGCUGUUCACGGACGCUUCGUCGCGCAGCAUCGGCGCCCUCAACAGGAUUAACUUUAAUACGCGUUUUGUAUUGAAAACUCUGAUGACAAUAUGUCCUGGCACGGUGCUGUUAGUGUUCAUGGUGUCGCUCUGGAUCAUCGCAUCGUGGACCCUGAGGCAGUGCGAGCGGUUCCAUGACGAAGAACACGCCAACCUUCUAAAUGCUAUGUGGCUUAUCGCCAUAACUUUCCUCAGCGUUGGAUAUGGGGAUAUUGUGCCUAAUACUUACUGCGGGAGGGGAAUAGCUGUUACGACUGGUAUUAUGGGUGCUGGCUGUACUGCGCUACUAGUAGCUGUGGUUUCCCGAAAAUUGGAGCUCACUCGUGCUGAAAAACACGUGCACAACUUCAUGAUGGACACGCAACUGACGAAACGGUUGAAAAAUGCAGCGGCCAACGUGCUGCGUGAGACGUGGCUCAUCUACAAGCACACCAAGCUCGUGAAAAGGGUCAACCCAGGCAGGGUUCGCACACACCAGCGAAAGUUCCUGUUAGCCAUUUAUGCCUUGCGGAAAGUCAAAAUGGAUCAACGAAAGUUGAUGGACAACGCUAACACCAUCACUGACAUGGCCAAGACGCAAAACACGGUGUACGAAAUCGUGUCAGACAUGAACACGAGGCAGGACGUGCUGGAGGAGCGGCUGACUUCACUGGAGGAGAAGCUGAACGCCAUCCAGGAGCAGCUGGAGUCGCUGCCGGACAUCCUGACGCGGUGUCUGCGGCAGCACUCGGACCGCAUGGACACGCGGCGCAACUUCCUGCACCCCGAGUCGGCGGCGUCGCUGACCCCGGCGCCUGCGAUUCCUCCGCCGCCGGCGGCCGCCCCCGUCGGGCCCAUUCUCUCACAUUCCCGCAGCGUGCCCUCCUCGUGGAUCGGGGUGGGCACCCGCACCUCGCUGUUUGAGCGGGCGCCCACGCUGCCCCCUCCGCCCGGCUCGGUGCCCACUUCGCCGGCGGAGGGCACCGCUCCGUCGGCCUUGUCCAACACCAACGCGGCCAGCUGAGCCAAGCCCACGGCCGCCACCAUCGAAAGUGCACUGUGAGCGGCAGUGGUUUGGAAUCAACGUGCACCCCCGACCCCUGGCGACCAAUGCAGGUGGCUUGCACAAAGGUCUCUCAAGCCGCCUGUUACUCUGCGACAACACACGUCAUCUCCUCGGAAUCCACUACAUAUAAUAUGUGAAAAAUGUAUCUCACACGCGCGAUAUUACACACCGUAUUGUUUGCGUUUCCAUCGGAUAUUCGCAUCUCGCGUUGAGAUAGCUGGGCGGGAUCCAAUUAGAUAAAUACAUAAUUAUAUAUUUAUCAUUUCUCGAUUGUGUGUCACUUUGUUUGCGAUUAGAUAGGUUUUCGAUUUCAGAAAGAACCGUUGAGAGAACAGAUGUAAAAUUUUACUAUCAUCAAUAGUGGCUGUGCCUAGGACUAAUGUAUAUUAUUGAUCAUGCAUGAGAUUAUUACAAAAAGGUACAGGUAAGGAACUUUGCUUAGUUUUCCAUUUUUACCGAGCAGCAGUAUUCCGUUAGGUAGUACUCGAAAUUUGCAUUUUUACACUAAAGUGAAAAGCGGGCAAAGUUUAGCUGCCAAAGUGCUUUUUCCCAUAACAACAACAACAGUGUGUUUACUUUAUCAAGGUUUUUAAAAGCUCUCUUCAUUGGGUUGUUGCAUCCAUAGGAUUUCGCAUUGGUAAUAAUAAUAUUUUCUUUUAAAUAGCGGUUUUAAGUUUUCAACUUUAAGCAUUCGAUUAAUUUUAAAUUGUUAAACCAUUAUGAAAAACCAAUUUUUGUAGCACACACUCAAAAGUGAAAAAGUAUUUUCCAGCCAAAAUUUACAAAAAGCCCUCUUUUGGCUCAGUCUGCAGCGGUCGUUUUGGCCGAGCUGAAAUAUUUUUCGGAGCAGCAAAGUUCCUCGAUCAAAAUCACGCAAAUUUGAUGUUUUGAAAUUGCCAAUCCCGUGCCCUCCGAUUACCAUGUGCGACGACGUUGGUUAAUAGUUAACAUUGCAUAUAUCAGAGAGAAAUAAUAAUUGUUACAUCUAAACAUUUGCAGAGAGAGAGAGAGAG